CGGGCGCGGGGCAGGUGUUACUACUGCGGCGCGCGAGGGAGCGGGCGGGUGGAGCGGAGCUGCAGCGGCCGGGCGCCGGGAAGGCGGAGAGGGGCCUGGACUCCGGGAGCGCGGCGUCCCGCCCGCUGCCCUCGCCGAGAGCUCGGGCUCACGGCGCCGGAACGUCCCCGGCCGUCCCUCUGCCACCAUGAGGAACAUCUUCAAGAGGAACCAGGAGCCCAUGGUGGCUCCCGCCACCACCACCAUGCCCGCUGGGCCCGUGGACAACUCCACCGAGAGCGGAGGCGCCAGGGAGGGCAAGGGGUACGGGUUUGCCACGGUGAAGGACCGAUUCUUCAAUGAGAUGGUCAAGUUCCCUCUCCCCCGCUGGGCGCUGGUCGCCAUCGCGGUGCUCCUGGGCCUCCUGCUCCUCACCUGCUGCUUCUGCAUCUGCAAGAAGUGCUGCUGUAAGAAGAAGAAGAACAAGAAGGAGAAGGGCAAGGGCGCCAAGAACGCCAUGAACAUGAAGGACAUGAAGGGCGGCCAGGACGAGGACGACGCCGAGACGGGCCUGACGGAGGGAGAGGGCGAGGGGGAGGAGGAGAAGGAGCCGGAGAACCUGGGGAAGCUGCAGUUCUCCCUGGACUACGACUUCCAGGCCAACCAGCUCACCGUGGGCAUCCUGCAGGCCGCGGAACUGCCUGCCCUGGACAUGGGCGGCACCUCGGACCCUUACGUCAAGGUCUUCCUCCUUCCAGACAAGAAGAAGAAAUAUGAGACCAAAGUCCAUCGGAAGACGCUGAACCCCGCCUUCAACGAGACCUUCACCUUCAAGGUGCCGUACCAGGAGCUGGGGGGCAAGACCCUGGUGAUGGCCAUCUAUGACUUUGACCGCUUCUCCAAACACGACAUCAUCGGGGAGGUGAAGGUGCCCAUGAACACCGUGGACCUGGGGCAGCCCAUCGAGGAGUGGCGGGACCUGCAGGGCGGAGAGAAGGAGGAGCCGGAGAAGCUGGGUGACAUCUGCACCUCGUUGCGCUACGUGCCCACGGCAGGGAAGCUCACCGUCUGCAUCCUGGAGGCCAAGAACCUCAAGAAGAUGGACGUGGGUGGUCUUUCAGACCCCUAUGUGAAGAUCCACCUGAUGCAGAACGGCAAGAGGCUCAAGAAGAAGAAGACGACCGUGAAGAAGAAGACCCUGAACCCGUACUUCAACGAGUCCUUCAGCUUCGAGAUCCCCUUCGAGCAGAUCCAGAGAGUCCAGGUGGUGGUCACCGUGCUGGACUACGACAAGCUGGGCAAGAACGAGGCCAUCGGCAAGAUCUUCAUGGGCAGCAACGCCACGGGCACGGAGCUGCGGCACUGGUCCGACAUGCUGGCCAACCCCCGCCGGCCCAUCGCCCAGUGGCACUCGCUCAAGCCCGAGGAGGAGGUGGAUGCGCUGCUGGGCAAGAACAAGUAG
This is a messenger RNA of Balaenoptera acutorostrata (minke whale), 1441 nucleotides long. RefSeq names its product synaptotagmin 2 (gene SYT2). Gene Ontology annotation, biological process: regulation of dopamine secretion; regulation of calcium ion-dependent exocytosis; cellular response to calcium ion. Lineage: Eukaryota; Metazoa; Chordata; Mammalia; Artiodactyla; Balaenopteridae. The coding region runs from base 188 to 1441 and encodes 417 amino acids. The transcript has 9 exons. Gene Ontology annotation, molecular function: calcium-dependent phospholipid binding; calcium ion binding; phosphatidylserine binding. The record is from RefSeq and is a predicted model, not a curated record. Gene Ontology annotation, cellular component: synaptic vesicle membrane; axon; dense core granule.